This is a messenger RNA of Larimichthys crocea (large yellow croaker), 2318 nucleotides long. It is a transcript of the gene cep41, whose product is annotated as centrosomal protein 41. Gene Ontology annotation, biological process: cilium assembly. Gene Ontology annotation, cellular component: ciliary basal body. The coding region runs from base 148 to 1260 and encodes 370 amino acids. Lineage: Eukaryota; Metazoa; Chordata; Actinopteri; Sciaenidae. The transcript has 11 exons. The record is from RefSeq and is a predicted model, not a curated record.
AGCCAUAUCAUAUGUAACGGCCCUGAAAGAAGAAGAAGCAGCGGGGCAGUAUCGGCUUCUCUGGUUGGUCCGUGAAACAGCGCUGACAAAUCAGCACAAAGAUUAUUAAAACUUCGGAAUCGACGUUUGGCAUUUCGGUUUGAAAAGAUGUCGCUCAAUCGGGGCAUCGGCAGUGUGGAGUACAUGAAAAAAAGGAUACCGACAAACGCCAAGUAUGAACAUGUCAAAACAAGGCUGGACACAGGAUGCAGCCUCACGAAGUAUAUGGAAAAACUGGAGGACAUUAAAAAAAAUUACAGGUAUCGAAAAGAUGAAAUCUUCAAGCGGUUAAAAGUUACAACGUUUGCACAGUUGAUACUUCAAGUAUCCUCCGUAUCGGACCUGAAUGGAAGUGAUGACGGUGAAUCACACAUCCUAGAAGAUGGUCUUUCAGUGGUGUCUGAUGCAGACCUCGAGUGUCUGUCAGAACACACCAACGGCUCCCCACAUACACCACUUCCUACAGAUCGUCAGGACGCAGGAGACUCCAGAGAAAUGUGCUACACUGCCAGGUCAACACUGCUAAGUGUUAUUAGUGGAGUGGGAGAGUUGAACCUCGACAGGAGCCAUCAAAAGACAAAGAAUGAGUCACCGUUCAGCCCCGAGCCAGCUGACAUGCCUUACCCCGACUGCCCCUACCUGCUGCUGGACGUACGGGACCGGGACCAAUACGACCGCUGCCACAUCAUCAGCGCACACAGUUUUCCCAUCGCCAUGCUCUCUCGAACAAUGAACCCGUACACCAAAGAAGUGCUGGAAUACAAAAAUGCAGCAGGGAAGAUUAUCAUCGUGUAUGACGAGGAUGAGAGAAUAGCCAGCCAAGCAGGCACCACCAUGUGUGAACGAGGAUUUGAGAAUCUGUUCAUGCUGUCUGGAGGCCUUAAGGUAAUUGCUCAGAAAUUCCCUGAAGGGCUGACGACAGGCUCCAUCCCGACCUCGUGCCUGUCUUCUCCCACGUCAUUGAAGGUGAAGAAGAGCUCCGUGCUGCAGCAGCCAUCGCAGGCGGCGGAAAAAAGGUGGCGGUUUACAUCCGACGAGUUGGCCAAGAUCCAGGAGCAACUAGAGGAGAUACUCAUCCCAAGUAACUCCAACAGCCGCAUGUCCAGUCGUAUGUCAUCCAGCAGCUCGCAGUCAAAAGCGUCCAGCGCUCGGGGGCGACUGAGUUCCUCCACAUCUGGGAGGGACAGCGCCAGGGUUCAGAGCAGCAGACCCUGGAAAUAAAACCACCACACACUCAACCACACAGAUCUUCACAAACAACCGUACCUCCAACACAAAGUUAGAAUUCCCUGCAUAAUGACUGUAAAGAAACAUCUUUCAUGGUCACACUUUAAUUGGACAACAGUAAAAAGCUGUAGGAACAGAACAAAGACUUAUCGGUAACCAGUGUAAUGCUGCACUCAUCAUCUUCACCUCUGAAGGCUGUUAUUAAAUCGUAGCAUUCUAUCCUUAAUGUUUGUUUUUAUAUAUUUAAUAAAUGGUGUAUAUUUGAAUAUUGCACAGUGCCUCGUGUAAACCUGAAAACUGAUGGAUUUCUUUGCACUCCGAUACAUUUUUCAUGCAGCCCUAUUCUCACCAUCUGAUGAACCUGUACUGAUGAUCACUUCAUUCUGUGGAUCUGUUCUUUAAGAAAUGAAUGUUGAUGACAUGAAGAAUAUGCUGGGAAUCUGUGUAUUACAUGUGAUGUAAUUAAUAUAAAUAAUGUCACAGAGCUUUAUCCAUUUUGUAAAACUAAGGAAAGCUGUGCUGUAUUUUUGUAAGUCUCCCCACAUUUUCAUGAUGUCUCAUUAUGAUUUGUAAGCCGACAAUGCACCAACAGUCUUUAUGUGCAACUUCACUGGAUCCUCUUGCUGUUAAUUGACUGUGAUUGUCUUUGUGUGUGAGUGUGUGGAUCAAAGUACUGUUCAUUGUAAUUACACUACCUGAUUAGUUGAAGCCUUGGCACAGUCUAACGUCACAAACUCACAGUGUCACUAAUAGGAUGAAAUGGACAUUUUGUUUGCACUUCACUACACAGACAGCAUUUGUAAAAACAGUAUUGCUGAUUUGUGGCCUUUUGUUUUGUUGCUGUGGUAGUGACUUGUUGCACGGUUCCUGGUCAACUUUCAACUAGGAUGCACUCACACAGUCCCAUUUUAAGUGCAUUUAAUGAAAAUAUGAACUAUACCCUGCAGCCUUUUUUUGUGACGAGUAAUUUGUUUUCACCGCUAAUCUUAACUCACAUUAACAAUCUGAUCACAUGAUUUUGCCUGUAAAUGAAUGUCAAAUAAAGUCUAUAA